Molecule: messenger RNA, 2929 nt
Organism: Calypte anna (Anna's hummingbird)
Lineage: Eukaryota; Metazoa; Chordata; Aves; Apodiformes; Trochilidae
Product: 1-aminocyclopropane-1-carboxylate synthase-like protein 1
Exons: 15
Coding region: 84-2789 (901 amino acids)
Biological process (GO): biosynthetic process; amino acid metabolic process
Molecular function (GO): pyridoxal phosphate binding; transaminase activity
Source: RefSeq, a predicted model, not a curated record
GGGCAGCGCGGGGGCCGAGCCCUCGUCCCACCGCCGGCACCGCGUCCCGUCCCGCAGCCGCGCAAGCCCGGGGCCCGGGAGCGAUGGAUUUUCGUGGGAAGAAGUACGAGCGCGGCAGUAACUGGUCGGACCCCGAGGUGGUGGAGCUGCUGCAGCUCUGGGCCGACGAGUCGGUGCAGGUGGAGCUGGAGAGCUGCCUGCGCAACCAGCACGUCUUCAACCGCAUCGCCGAAGUGCUGCGGGAGAAGGGAAUCCACCGGACUGGCGACCAGUGCCGGGAGAAAAUCAAGAAGAUGAAGCUGGAGUACCGGAGGAUCAAAGACAACAGCAAAGCUUCGCGGGGCGGACGGACCUGGAAGUUCUACGAGGUGAUGGACCGGGUGCUGACCAGCCGGCCCGCCCUGGCGUACAGCUCGCUGAGCGGCAGCAUGAUGGCUCAGCAGGUGCUGCAGGGCAGCAUGGUAGAGAGCUACCAUCACCAGUUCUCCAGCUCGGCCCUGCCCUUUGGACACUCCCAGCACCCUGAACUGAUGGAAAUCAAAUGUGAGGAGGUGAACUCUGAUGAGCACUGCUUGACCCCAGAGCCCCCGUCAUCCAUGUCUUACCAACAGGGCUCCCCCGAAGAACAUGAGAUGGAGAGAGCCUUCUUGGAGAGGGCUCAGAACGACUCUCCCAUCUCCAGGGUGGAGAUUCCCAUUGAAACCAGUGUUUCACCUUCAGGUUUCAGCGAGCCAAACAUGGCAAACUCCACUCGGAUCCAGAACGUGGUUCCCCGGCCCGGCUUCUCCGCCUUGCACCGGCUAAGGAAAAGGCGGAAAGGGCAACGCGUGAGGGACCCCCUCGAUGACCUCUUGCUGAAAACCCUGACCUCUCAGCGGGCCAUGGAGGAACGCUUUUUGCAGAUGGAAGAGAGGCGUUUCCAGCGGGAUUUGGAGGUGGAGGAGCGUCGGAUGCAACUGGAGCAGCGCCGCUUCGAGCUGGAGCGGGAGCACGAGUUCCGCAUGUUCAACGUCUUCGCCCAGAUGCUCAGCAUCCUCAAGCAGAGCCACGGCGCUUCCUCCUCCUCCUCCUCCUCCCUCUCCAUGCCUCGGGGUUUGGAUUUCAACCAGGCACUGUCUGAAAUGACAGGCAUGGGAGGAGGAGGAGGAGGAGGAGGAGGAGGAGGAGGAAGGGGUGACCUGCAAGGCAGCGGCGCUCGGCCGCUUGCUGAGAGGAAGGGGAACCUGCAAGGGUUCUGCGGUCCCAGCCACUUCCAGAGGAGCCCCUACCUCUCUGCCCGGGGAAAUGUUGCCAGCCUUUUUCGUGGCUCCACAGAGGAAGGGUACCAAGCUUAUCAUGCUGACAAGUAUGAUGAAGACAAGAACCCCAACGGCAUAAUAAACUUUGGCACCAGUGAGAAUAAACUCUGCUUUGACCUGAUGUCUAAGCGGCUGACACAGACUGAUAUGAACCUGAUGGAGCCUCCACUGCUUCAGUAUCCUGACUGGAAGGGGCAUACAUUUUUACGGGAAGAAGUGGCUCGAUUCUUGACCUAUUACUGCAAGGCCCCUGCACCUCUGAAGGCAGAAAAUGUGAUUGUUUUAAAUGGUUGUGGAUCUUUAUUUUCUGCAUUAGCUACAGUCCUUUGUGAUCCAGGGGAAGCUGUGCUGAUUGCUACUCCUUUUUAUGGUGGUAUUACCCAGAGUGUCUUCCUCUAUGGUAAUGUCAAGCUGGUCUAUGCCUAUUUAGACAGCAAGAUAACUGGAACAAACACUCGGCCUUUUCAGCUUACAGUGGAAAAACUGGAAAAAGCCUUGCAGGAUGCCCGGGCAGAGGGUAUCACUGUGAGGGCCUUAAUUCUUCUGAAUCCCCAGAAUCCCCUCGGGGACAUCUACUCCUUGUCAGAGCUACGGGAUUACCUGGAAUUUGCUAAAAGACACGAAUUGCAUGUGAUAGUAGAUGAGAUCUACAUGCUGUCAGUUUUUGAUGAAUCAGCCACGUUUCACAGUGUCCUAGGCAUGGACAGAUUGCCUGAUCCACAACGGACUCAUGUGAUGUGGGGAAUAACCAAGGAUUUUGCUGUCUCUGGGAUUCGUUUUGGUACAUUAUAUACAGAGAACCAAGAUGUUGCCAAUGCAGUGGCUUCUUUGUGUUACUUUCAUGGGGUUUGUGGACCUGUCCAGCACAAGGUUGCCCAGCUGCUGAGAGACAGAGACUGGAUCAACCAGGUGUACCUGAGGGCCAACCACGCUCGUCUGAAAGCUGCCCACACCUAUGUGACAGAUGAGCUGAAGACACUUGGGGUUCCUUUCCUCAACCGCAACGCCGGCUUCUUUGUCUGGAUCGAUUUCCGGAAGUACCUCAGGACAGCCACAUUUGAGGAGGAGAUGCUGCUCUGGAAGCGUUUUCUGGAUAACAAGGUCCUCCUCUCCUGUGGUAAAGCCUUUGAAUGCAGUGAACCCGGAUGGUUCCGCAUCAUCUUUGCUGACAAGACCCACCGGCUGCAGUUGGGUAUGCAACGGAUCCGCAAGGUUCUGGAAGAGAGGGAGCAGGAGAUCCUGGCUGUGGAGAAGGAGCAACCUUGCCAGUCAGAUCAGGAUGGCAAAGCAGACAGCACAGAUGAAGUCAUUUUUGUGUCCCGUCACCAGGAGCCUUCCUCUGCCAGCAGCUCCAACCUUGGUGACCUCAUUGGCCUCCUCCAGCAGCAGAUGCGUUCCUCGGACUGGCUGCAGAAAAACACAGCUGAGCAGUUUGCCCAGGAAAAACCAGAGAUCUAUGAUGUGUUCAGCAAACUGGUGGGGAAGCAGUAAGGGACACUGUGCCUUCCAGGGGCUUUCCUGAGCUGGGACAGCCCCCGGGCCCCUGGCUCAUCUCAGCUGGUGAUUUUCCAGCAAAUAAUAUAUUUUCUGUAUAGCAGGACAAUGACUUUGUAAAGCUGAUUUUCUCUCCC